Pseudoliparis swirei is the source of this 2709-nucleotide messenger RNA. RefSeq lists its product as uncharacterized. Bases 1 to 2709 code for a protein of 902 amino acids. The transcript has 21 exons. Lineage: Eukaryota; Metazoa; Chordata; Actinopteri; Perciformes; Liparidae. The record is from RefSeq and is a predicted model, not a curated record.
AUGUGGAGACUUGGGAACAUGUUGUUAUGGAACUUGAUGGCUGCAGUAAUCCUCUUGGCUCAAGCAAGGCCAAAUAUGAAGGUCCAUUCACAGUCAAGCAGUGGCUUGCAUUCAGACUGCGUGGGUAAUCUAAUGAGGCUGUCAUUGGACAAGGCCCUAGCAGUGGGGAAUGCGCUUGAGGUGGAGGCCAUCAAUGGCACCCAGCACAUUGUGAUAACACCCAACUUGGCUGCUCAGUGUGGCUACAGCAUGGAGUCCGACCCGUGGGGUAACACCAGAAUCUACUCGUCUCUGCUGGGCUGCUACGUGGACAAUAAGGACGAUCAGACCUUUAAUGUUGGCUUAAGGCUCCGGAUGUACGGCCCCAGUGGAUCAGAUGUGGUUACCCAUGAUGUGAGCCAGACUUGCAGCUACACUCGCUGGGCCUCUAGAGAGAUUCUCUGUGACAGGAACUACAUGGAAGUGUCCCACCACAUUGCUACUCCUGAAGCUAAAGGGCAGACUCGAGAUGUUAAAGAGAUCGACGUCAUACCUGAUGCCUCUGGGGAAUCACAUGGCAUCUGGAAGUUGACAUUUUACACCCCAGAACCAGUGUCAAUGGUGCUGAGGGAGGCUGAACAAGCUGGUUAUGGUGCCAUGGUGACCUCAACCCGUCUGGUUAUGCGAUCCCCAUACAAUACAGCAGAGACCACUUCAGAAGAGGUGGAUGGAGUCUCCAUGGAAGUAUUCAGGGUGAGCGCCUACUACAAGGCACCACAUGGUCUGAGUGUGGUGGACUUGGCAGCUGCUUGUCCCACAGGUGGCGUCCUCUUCACCAACAACGUAAUCUCUUGGCACGUACCUCGCCGUAUGACACCACUGGUAGAUGGCAGCUUUGAAAUCAGAGAAAUGCACAUGGGCAUUAACGGAAGGAGGCUUGAUGGAUCUCAGAUGGCUGCACGAGGGUACACGCUGUCCACCACAGAGUUCCACAUCAUCAUUGAGAUCCCAGUGGGCUCGCCUGAUGGUCACUACAAGAGCCAUGCCCCAGAUUACCAGUACCACGUUGCCUACAUUGUGGAGCCCAUGCUUGAGGUACUGUGGAGGACCACGGUCACCCGAGAUGAUACCAGAUACAAGGUGUUGUUCCCCAUUACCACCCCUCUUAUUCGUCAAGCUCCUCUUGUCCAAGAAAAUACUGUCCCAGAGGCUCGCCUUUUCAGCGUUGUCUUGGGGCCCCUUCUUCAUGAUGUGGUGCUGAGGAACAUCACCUGCUUCACCAGCGUGCUCACUGUUGAAGAGAGCAAUGCCAGAGGUUUUACCGUCCAGGAGCAUCGCCACGCCAAUGGAACCAAGAGCAUCUCUGUUUUAGUGCCCUUUGAUGCAGAUAUUGUACUGAAAGAUAAUCCUGAACCCUUGAUUACAACCUACUUCCUCUCUCUGAUCUUUGGGUUUAUCAUCCUUCCUGAAGAAACUCCAUUUGCCCACCCAGUCGAGUUGCAGGCGUCUCUGCAAGAUGUUGAGCUACCAACCGUCACUGGCACCUGUGACCAGAACCAGUUUUACAUCAGUGUGAAAUAUGGGAGUCAAGGCAACAAUUUCAAGGCAAUGGUUGGACAACAGCUGACACCUGAGAUGGCUCACUACCAGUUCCAAGAAAACGGCACACACUUCAGCGUUAGUCUUCCAUACAAUGCCAAGGAUGCGACCUUCGAGCUGAUAACCUCAGAUUCACUAAGAGCCCACGUUGACUUCUUUCUGCUUCAUGCCCGUAACGACUGGGUGCUCGCUGAUCUCUUCUUGUCCUGCAACUUUCCCUUAACAACAACCGAGUGCUACCCCAAUGGAACGAUGGUGGCUUCUGUGACCAAUAUGGUCCCAAGUAGGCUGACCCUAAUGGACCAGUCUUGCAAACCGGCAUUCAGUGGUGAUCGCUUUGCAUAUUUCUCUUUCAAUGUUGCGUCAUGUGGAACCACAAGAACAUUCUUUGACCACUACAUGCUGUAUGAAAAUGAGAUUGCCUUGCCUUACAACAAAGGAGCAUCACCAGUUGGUCCUCAGUACAGACAAACCAUUUCCUGCUACUAUGUGGUCAACGAGACUCAGACUGUUGGCUUCAGCUCAAAACCAAGACUCUAUGAACCCACCGUGGAGAUCGGCUCAGGACAGCUGAUGGUUCAAAUGAGGCUAGCCCAGGAUUCAUCAUACACGCUCUUCUACCAUGCUGUAGAUUUUCCGGUUGUAAAAUAUCUGAGGCAGCCUCUCUAUUUUGAGGUAGAGCUGGUUGAGGCUACUGACCCAAAUUUGGAGCUCAUCUUGGAGAACUGUUGGGCUACACUUGAUGAAGACCGGACAUCUCUGCCUAGCUGGGAUAUCAUUAUAGACAGCUGUGCGAAUCCUGAUGACAGCUAUGUGACAGUUUUCCAUCCUGUUGUGAGAGAUGCCAGUGUUUUAGUCCCAUCCCACAUCAAACGCUUCUCUAUGAAGAUGUUCACCUUCACUAAAGAUGAGGCGGUUCUGAAGAACGAGAUCUUUGUCCACUGCGAUGCAGAGAUUUGUGACUCGCAUCGGCAAGCAGAUGGUUCAUGCCGAGGCCAGUGUGUUGAACCUGCACACCAGAUGAACUACAGACGAGAGAGAAAACGGGUACAAAGGGGAACGGACUCCAUCAACCAAAGGCAAAUCUCCUCUGGGCCUAUUGUGUUCACCUCUGGUCAAACUCCUGAAUAA